GCAGGACGAGUUUAGGUUUCUAUCGGUGGAGGUCGCCAGCUGUACUGUGGUGGGGAUGAUCCUCACUUCUUUCAAGUGCGCCGUCGAUGGGUUUGACUAGAGGCACACAGACGCCCACCUAUCCGCUCUCUCCGACUCACUUUCCAACGAGCGCUGCAAAAUGGCGGCCGCUCCAUCCAUCCAGCCGCCGUGCGUACACGCGACAAAGCGGGAAAAUUCACCUCACGCGGACUCCGACAGCCCCGCGAGCCGACAGGAUGAGGACGCAGCAUCCGAGGGGAUCGCCAUCCUCCGAGAUCUACCGGAACUGGAUCCGGAGGAGAUCGAAAGACGACUGCAGAAAACUCGCAGAGAGCUGAGCAACAGGAGGAAGAUCCUUAUUAAGAAUUUGCCACAGGACACCACUAACCAGGAGGUCCAUGACAUUCUACGCGAGUACGAGCUAAAAUACUGUUUCGUGGACCGGAACAAAGGAACAGCCUUCGUAACCCUUCUAAAUGGUGACCAGGCACAGGAUGCCAUCCGAAAUCUGCACCAGACAUCAGUCCGCGGCCGUGACAUCACCGUCCAGCUCCAGCCUACGGACUCUCUCCUGUGUGUCACCAACCUACCCUACACACUCACUGCCACCCAGUUUCAGGAGCUGGUGCGUACCUAUGGCAACAUCGAGCGCUGUUUCCUGGUUUACAGUGACCUUACGGGACACUCUAAAGGCUACGGCUUCGUGGAGUACAUGAAGAAGGAUUCGGCAUCCAGGGCACGGUCAGAACUCCUGGGGAAGCCGUUGGGUGACCGGGCGCUUAUGGUGCAAUGGGCUGAUGUCAACCAACUGACCUCUACUGACCACCUCCAUUCCAAGUGCCUGUGCGUGGAUCGCCUGCCGCUGGACUUCGAAGACUCAGAGGAGCUGGCUCACAUUUUUUCAGAGCACUACAAAACUGUCUUCUGCCAGCUGGCUCAAGAUGAGGGGAGUCCAGUACGGGGUUUCGGUGUUGUUGAGUAUGAGAGGGCGGAGCAGGCCGAAGCCGUUCUGCUGGAGAUGGACAGGCAGCUGAUCCAGGGUCAGGAGAUACGGCUGUGUCUCUGUCCUCCAGGGACCUCUGGACGCAGCACACUUGCUGCCCUCAUCGCUGCUCAGGGCGUGAUGUUGAGCAAUAAGAAAGGUUUGCUGCCAGAACCCAAUCUGGCCCAGUUCCUUAAUAGCAUGACCAAUCCUGCUGCUCUCCAAGUUCUUAUGAGACCCUACCCUACAGGCAAACGUGGAGGAAAGUUUGGCCGACCUCACAAUCUCCCGUUCCUGCGUCCACCGCUCACUGCAGCUCUGCUUCAGUUAGGAAAAGCACAGCAGAGUGCCAUUCUAGGUAAUGGUCUUGUUCUACAGAAUCUUCUCCACAUGCAGAUGGCUCAACAGCAGCUCUUACAGAUUAAAGACAAGCACAUUUCUAAUGUCCCUGGUCUGUUGGGCGAUCCCUCCCGGCUGCUCCUGCAGAAAGUUCUGGGUCUUCGAGCUCCUGCACAGGUUCCUCUGGGGAAGGGGUUGCUGGGAGAUUCUCCCACAGAGUUGGGUCAGGACUCUUCUCCAGUCACAUCCCAGGGAGCGAGCCUAGGGCCUGGAAUAUCUGGUCGCUCACAUGGAAAUUCCACAUCUGAGCAGAACGGAGUCCCGACAGCACCCAUUGCACUGGAAAAACAGCCCACACCUCCAGGAACGACAGGGGGUUCUGUAUGCGCCCAAAGCCAGAUGCAAAACUUCCUCCCUGGAAUGAACACAGCGAGUCUGGGUCCAUUGCUGGGUAACACGACGCACAAACCUCUGACCAACCAUCACAGCACUAGUCCACAGACUAGCUCUUGUGUUACAACUCAAUCCAAUUGUCAGACAUCUCUAUUAGGAGACCCUCCUAAAGAAGUCAAGUUGCCUUCCAACCCCUAUCUAAACCUGGCUAGUGUGCUUCCCGGAGUGGUAUUACAAGCACCCUGCAACAGUAAACCUCAGACCGUUCAGACUCACAGUGGGACGUACAGCGCAGUCCUGCCCCCUGCCACUCAAUAUAGUGCAGAGACCACACCUGCUGAAUACACUCAACAAUACGCUCAGCAAUAUACACAGGAAGCAAUGCAGCAGUGGUACCAACACUACCAAGCACAGGGCUAUGGCAACACAAUCCAAGAGACAACUGCAGUCCCAGAAUGCCCAAAAGAGCAACCUCAGGUGGUGGUCUCCUCUUCAUACGGAGACUACAGUUCCUACAUGCAUGCUGUCAGUCAGUACUAUUCUCAGACACAGAUGAGCCAGACAGCUGCUCAAGUCUACCAGCCCCGAGAUGUCAGCAAGGAGGUGGAGGUGAAGACGCCCCUAAGUGCUCCUCUGCACAGCUCUCUGAAUGGCAGUGCCCAGCCUCUUCUGCCUGCUUACAGUGCUCUUCCCAUCAUGCCCGGUUUUAUCACAACCACACACACGCCCAGUCCUGCUACACACGCUACGCCCACAGCUACAGACUGGAAUCAUUAUUACUAUAAUCAAGCUCGGGGACAAAAGAGAGAAUACCCCACACUGCCGACACAGGAAGUGACAUCAGAGGGGGCGUAUGUAGGCCAACACUCACAGGGUCUUGGGGGCCAGUAUGCAGAUUUCUUCAAAAAGAAGAGGAUCUAACCCACACACACUUCCAUACACACACACACACACCUCUAUGUGCUGUUGCUGUUGUCAUGUCCAAGCCUUAACUCUUAGUCACCUAUAGCUGAUAUUUAUGAUGAGAUUGUACAUUUCAUUGUGCGUUACGAGGUCUCCUCUUCUUUAACAUUUCUGUGUGGUACUGUUUUGAUCUCUGUAUAAACCAGGCAGAACGGUACGAAGCUUUACUGCUACUGAUAUUUAUAUUUCUCUGUUCUACAUUUCGACCUCUCUCCCAGGCAAGGUGUACCAUUCCACUCCAGCGAGAGAGAGAGAGAGAGAGAGAGAGAGAGAGAGAGAGGCGGCCGUUCAGUGUCCGAGUUUUACUGUAAAUGGUUAAGGGCUGAUAAAAGAUGAGCUACACUCAGAGGAAUAACAUUUUCUUUUCUUUUGUUCUCGAACAGGGUAGGCAGGGCAUAGCUUAUGUAUAUUCUAUAUUCUGCGAAACAAGUGUAUUUUUUACAGUGUACAGAUAUAAUGAAUAUAUUAACGUUAUUAUUAUUACGUGUCGCUUUACGUGUCAUACAGGUGUUGUUGUUUAUUAAUGCCCAGAUCAGCUUUCCUGAAGUGUGAAUACGCCAGGCGCUGUUCGUAUCUCGUGUCUUGAAAUGUUUCUGUACACACUGCUGUAUCUGUAGGAAAGAUCAGCCAUUCUGAAUACUGCAGUAGCCUUAAAACAACAGACAUGGCUAGGGCAAUAAUCGCUUGGAGAAACUACAAUGUACUUACAACAAUACAAAACAAGGUCGCUUCCUUCCAGUAAGGGUGGAUUGACCUCCCUAUAACUUGUAACGCUACGAUGCUGCCCGAUUUCUGUCUAAUAACUGUUAGAGUAAUAAUACAUAGUUACAGUAGUAGUAAUAGUGUUGGAAGGAUAUGUGUGAUGUGACGGAGGUUAGAAGGGUUAUGUAUGGGUGCCAGUGCGCUGUGGUUUUAUCUCUCUGUAAAUCUGUAAAUCUGUUUUUGGUGCCAUUAGCUUUAAUGAGUAUCUUUGUUUUUCAAAUAUAAUUAUUAAUAUUAAUAUCAAACCAAUCUUUUAAAUAACCUUAACAUAAAUAAUACAAUUGCUCAAGACAUGCAAGUUUAAUCUUGUCCUGUUGGCAGAUUUUUUUUCAUUUUGCUUUUCUCUUUUAAUAGUGGUAUUUGCUUAAAUAGGUGACACGAAUCUGCAAAUAAAAACAAGAUAAAACACAUUUUUUUAAAUAUUUUUUACUGGAAAACAAGAUGCUUAUUAUCAAGCAUUGGAUUUUUUGCAGCGGGCUUUAUUGGUUACCGGUUAGAUGUGGUCUUGAAUUGUCUUAAAAGAAAAUGUUUUUUUUUCUACGUACGGCGCACCCAGAGGCCUGGCACGUUCACGUUUGAUUGAGGCUACGUGCCUUGUUUUUCUACUCUUUUAAAGCGAUCGUCUUUAUUUCUGCUAUCUUUGAAAGCCAUUCUCUCACCUAGACAAUAGAUUUGAGGAGCCUGUGUUAUUGUGUCCUAGUUAUUUUAGCUUUAUUGCAUUUUCGACUACUAUAAAGACAAUCCCGAAAUCAUAGCAGUACCCGAGGCGCUGAGACCCACUUUCUGCACCUAAACACCAAAGGCCUUUUUCAGAGAAUGCUACAAAUGACAAGAAUUAACAUAUGAAAGGAGUCAUUUACCUUCAAAAUGAAAAUGCUGUCAUCAUUUACUCUCCCUGUUGGCAUUUUAAACUUUGAUUUUAUUUCUUCUGCAAAACACAGACGAAGAUUUGAUAUUGGACGUUGGUCACCAUUGACUUCUUUUGUGGUUUUCUAGUUCCAACGUUUUUCAAAAUAUCUUCUGUUUUCUACAGAAGAAAGAAAGUCAUACUGGUUUGAAAUGACACGAGGACAUGCAAAUAAUGACAGAAUUUUCACUUUUAAGGUGAACUAUUCCUUUAAAUCAUAUUUUGGUUUAUGUACCUUUGCAAUAAAGCUGUGUUAGUUUCUAGAACCUCAGAAAUAUAAUUUUUCUGUCAGAACUACAGGGAUUAUUUAAGCACAUACUUACGGUUAUCUUCCUACAAGACCUUUCCUACCAUCUUCCCUCUCAUGUAAUAAUCUCAAAUGUUCUUCAAAUGAAGAGAAGUUUUUCCUAAAUGAAGGCAAACCUCUGGGAAGAUUGAGGAUGGGAAUUUGUGCCUACUCUUAUGCCGCUAGUAUUCCUCCCAUGUAUUUUAAAUUGAGACUGUGCAUCGUUCCCAUUUCGCACAGCAAGGUCAGCGGACCUCAAUAUCAGAAUGUCCAUCUCUGAAUGUUAUGAACGCGUAUGUGUGCGCUUGUAUCUCAAAGCUUUGCAAUACUGAAGUGUGUCUUGAUGUAGAGGGUACAGGCACCUGUUCAAACAUGCAGGGGGAUUAACACUUGUGCUUUGUACACAUAUCGCAGCCUGAUUUUAGUUUACAAGGUUGUCGUUUUUUUCACCUUGAAUUAACAUUUUGCAAUAUUUUAUAUCCAGACUCCGUUGAUAUCGCUUUACUGUGAAUAAGCUAUUUUUAGGAAGUGGAAUUUAAGCAUGCAAAUAAUUCUGCAAUACAACAAAAAAAUCUUUUUUUUUCAGUAGAUGUGUCAGCGCUUGCUGCUUUUGAGUAUUUAUUCAACAACAACAAAAAAAGAUUGUAAUUGUAUUUAUUUUGUGUAUUUAUGUACAUUUUUCCUGUUCGAUACUAUUUUGUUGUUAUUCUUUUUUGAGGAAAUGGUGUGGGGGUUUAUUUCGGGCAGAUGGAUUUGUUUUGCAUUCCACAUUAAAGGACAGAAGAAUUACA
Messenger RNA from Triplophysa dalaica, 5444 nucleotides. Its product is annotated as ribonucleoprotein PTB-binding 2-like. Gene Ontology annotation, molecular function: mRNA binding. The coding region runs from base 161 to 2656 and encodes 831 amino acids. The transcript has 15 exons. Lineage: Eukaryota; Metazoa; Chordata; Actinopteri; Cypriniformes; Nemacheilidae. The record is from RefSeq and is a predicted model, not a curated record. Gene Ontology annotation, cellular component: cytosol.